Magallana angulata is the source of this 4007-nucleotide messenger RNA. RefSeq names its product WASH complex subunit 4-like. The coding region runs from base 14 to 3658 and encodes 1214 amino acids. Gene Ontology annotation, cellular component: WASH complex; endosome. The transcript is spliced from 34 exons. The record is from RefSeq and is a predicted model, not a curated record. NCBI's taxonomy places the organism in Eukaryota, Metazoa, Mollusca, Bivalvia, Ostreida, Ostreidae. Gene Ontology annotation, biological process: endosomal transport; endosome organization.
UACACACACCAACAUGGCGGUGACCGAUGGGAAUUGGGAGUUUGAUAAAUUCGACGAUGGUUCGACAAAAAUUGUGGGUGAGCUUCAACUCAAGAAGUAUGGGAUGUUUAUGGAGGAUUACGCCACACAGCUGAGAGAGAUCGAGGAUGCCCUGGACGACUCUAUAGGGGAUUCCUGGGACUUCACACUGGACCCUAUUGCACUUCAGCUCCUGCCCUAUGAACAGACCAGUCUGCUUCAGCUGAUCAAGACAGACAACAAAAUCUUCAACAAGAUCAUCACAGUGCUGGCGUCUCUGUGCUCAGAAAUGAAGGCCCUCCGACACGAGGCGGAGAGCAAAUUCUUCAACGCUCUCAUCUUCUACGGAGAAGGAGAACCAGAGAAAGGUUUAGCUGAGGGAGAAGCGCAAGUGCAGAUAGGUCGCAUGAUGCCUUUGAUUCAGGAGCUGUCCUGCUUUGUGAACAGAACUAAUGAAGUGGUGAAGAAUGUCAUCCAACAGUUUGCCUGUCUGUUCUCUGUUGUCAGAAACGGUCCCAAGCUGUUGGAUGUGAGUGAUGUCCACUUUCAGGUGGUCUAUGAACAUUUGGGGGAUCUACUGGGGGUGCUGAUUACCUUGGAUGAAAUCAUUGAAAACCAGGGGACACUCAAAGACCACUGGAUUCUGUACAAAAGGAUGUUGAAGUCGGUGCACCAUGAUCCAGGAAAGUUUGGAAUCGCAGCCGAGAAGAUUCGUCCUUUCGAGAAGUUGAUUAUGAAGUUGGAGGGACAGUUGUUAGAUGGCAGAAUUUUUCAGGACUGUGUGGAACAACCGUUUGACACCCCCACUGUGUACGUGUCCAAAAACCCUAAUCUUGCCGAGGAGUUUGCUGUAAGCGUCAAGGAGUACCUUAUGGAGUUGGAGGCUCGAAUCGGUGAGCCCAACGAGAUGGACCAGCGGUACAAGUUUGUGGGCCUGUGUGGACUCUACAUCCUUCACUUCCAGAUCUUCAGGGUCAUUGACAAGAAGGUCUUCAAAAGUGCCUGGGAUAUGCAUAAAAAAAUUCCGGCUGUCCACCUAAUCGGAAACAUCGUGUGGUUUCCCACGGAGUUCCUGCUGAGUAAGAUGCCCCAGGUGGACAAGCUUCUUGACAGAAAAGCCAAGGACUCGGUGACCUCUACCAGAACAUCAUGGCUGGCCCAGCGGCAGCAGUUGCUGACGAAAGAUGUCCAGAAUUUCCACACGACUGUAAUGGCAUGGAUGGUAGAAAUGGAGUCAGCCAUGACCAAAGCAAACUUAAUGGAGGACCUCAACAACAGAUGUGUGCUAUUCAUACAGGGAGUUCUACACGCUUACAACAUCAGCCACCUGGUGAGGACCACCAUGAACCUCCAUGUCGCCAUGUCUAAACCAAUGACCAAGUCCUGCCUACUCUCCCUGUGUCGCCUCAUCGAGCUCCUCAAGGCCAUAGAGCACACGUUCCACAGGAGGACCAUGUUGAUCGCGGAGUCUGUCAACCACAUCACACAACACCUCAGCUUUAUCUGUCUGAACAGCAUCGCUGUAGCCAAGAAAAGAAUCACGUCAGACAAGCGCUACAGUGAGAGGAGGCUGGAUGUGUUGUCUGCCCUUGUCCUCGCUGAAACUGCCCUCAAUGGACCAGGUACCAAGGAGAGAUUUCUGAUAACACAGUUGGCUCUAGCACUGGGUACCAAAAUGAAAACCUUCAAAGAUGACGAGCUACAGAACCUGGCAGCGACAAUGAAGAAGAUGGAGGUCAUCUGUGAUCUCCGGGAGAAGGUGCGCCAGGCCUGUGACUGCUCCUUCUUCUACUGGCACCGAGUGAUCCUCCCCAACUACCUGACCGACAUGUUUGAGAAUGUCACUGACCCCCACAGGAUACACUACAUGUUUGGAGCUCUUAGGGACUGUGUUCCAAGAAUGGCCGCUGUGCGUCACAUGGCGACACCCAAAGAAUUGACUGACGCAUAUGACAGAGAAAUAUAUGGCUACUUCAAAGAGAACCUGUUGAGUCCCCUGUGUCAGGCCAUUGAGACGGACCUCCGACUACAGAUCCACACUCACCUCCAGCUCGACGACAGGAAUCCGUUCAAGGUGGGCAUGAGGGAUCUCUCCCACCUGCUUAGAGUUCGACCAAUCAGAUUGUUCGACAGACUGAUCAACAUCAAAGCCUACGUGGAGCAUUACCUGAACAAGACGUUCUACAACCUGACCACUGUGGCUCUACACGACUGGAAGACGUACGGCGAGAUGAAGAACAUGGCACAACAGAAGUACUGUCUGAGUCUACUCGAGUCCCACCUACCUAGUCAGACACUUGAACAGGGCCUUGAUGUUUUGGAGAUUAUGAGGAACAUCCACGUGUUUGUCUCCAGAUACAUGUACAAUCUAAACAACCAGAUUUUUGUGGAACGAUCCAGCAACAACAAGCACCUCAACACAAUCAACAUCCGACACAUCGCCAACUCCAUCCGGACUCACGGCACGGGCAUCAUGAACACCACGGUGAAUUUCACUUACCAAUUUCUGCGGAAGAAGUUCUAUAUUUUCUCACAGUUUCUCUAUGAUGAACAUAUCAAGUCCAAGUUAAUCAAGGAUUGGAAAUUCUUCAGAGAAAAUCAUAUGCAGACUGAUCAAAAGUAUCCUGUGGAAAGAGCAGACAAAUUCAACAAAAACAUCAAGAACCUGGGUCUCACUCCAGAUGGAGAUAGUUAUCUGGAUCAGUUCCGGACUCUCAUCUCACAGAUAGGGAAUGCAAUGGGAUACAUCCGUAUGAUCCGGUCUGGAGGUCUCCACUGUUGUAGCAAUGCUAUCCGGUUCAUUCCCGACAUUGAGGACAUUGUGAGCUUCGAGGAGCUGUGUAAAGAGGAGAACUUGUCCUCAGAAUGUCAGGCUGCCGCCAAAAACCUUGACAAUGUGGUUGGAAAUCUGGCUAGAAACUUUGCAGAGGGCACAGAGUAUUUCAAAAUGCUGGUUGAUGUCUUUGCCCCAGAAUUCAGAAAUCCCAAAAACAUGCACCUGAGGAACUUCUUUGUAAUUCUUCCUCCACUGACUGUAAAUUACAUUGAACAUUCCAUAAGCUGUAAAGAGAAAAUGAGCCGACGAAACAAAGUGGGAGCAGCCUUCACUGAUGAUGGCUUUGCUAUGGGAGUGGCCUACAUUUUGAAGCUGUUAGACCAGUAUCAUGAGUUUGACUCUCUUCACUGGUUCCAGUCAGUCAAAGACAAAUACAGGGCAGAAAAGGAGAAGCAGAGACAGGCUAUGGCCAACAGGGCGGAUGAGAAAUCCCAACAGACCAUGACCCUGACAGUGAAGAGGCUAGACCAAUACCAGCAGGAAUAUGACCUGCUCAACUAUUCCCUCAGCAGUGCCAGGAUUUUCUUCCGUGCUGAUAAAACUGCCGCAGAAGAGAACGAGGAGAAAAAAGCUGAUGGAGAGCCGAGUACCAGUUCAGACCCUGCUCAGGCCACCAGUCAAACUACAACAACUCCAGCAGAUUCCAGUGCCCCACCUCCUCCAGUUGCCCCGGCGGCCCCUGCUGCCCCACCCCCUCCGGCCCCAGCCCCACCCCCACCACCAGGUGGCGCUCCCCCUCCCCCUCCUCCUCCUCCUCCUCCUCCACCUCCACCCCCGCCUCCGCCCCCGCCUCCUCCAAUGUGAGCAACUUUGGGAUGGACUCAGUACUCCAAAACCCAGUGUCCACAUACAAUAUAGUAAAAGGACCUAUGUGCAAUUUUGUAAAAUCAGAUAUAGGACAUAAACAAUACAUGUAUAUAUUUUUUGAAGAACUCUAUAGGAAAAAUGAAUUACAAAUUGUGAAGUAUACUUUUAUGAGAAUACUGAUUUGGACAUGAUUAGAAUUUAUUGUUGAUUCACAUUAUGGCUUUGCUUUAAGUUUGAAAUUGUGCUAUAUUGAUGCUAUUUUUGUGGCUAUGAAAGCUUAUAAGUGCCAAACAGAGAUUAUGAACAAUAUUGAUGUAUCUAAUAUAAAAUAAAAUAUGCAAUCUUA